UUUUUUAAUUUUUAGUACAUUUUUAUGAAUGCUUCCCUUCUAAAUCCUCGACACAUUUGAUGACAAUCUGUUGCUGUUGGGAGCAGAUGGCCCCCUCCCAGAAGAAUAAAAGCGUUUGGAAGUUGGAACUGUUCUCUUUUCCACCCCCCACUGUCAGCGGCUGCGCACGCACACCCACGGCGGCGGCUAAGACGAGGACGUGCUGCCACACUGUCGGCAUCAUCCCAGAUGUUGACAAGGCGACGCUGACGGGACUUGUCUGAGACGCCAGCUCACCAGCGGAGGAUGUGGAUGGGGCCGAUGCGAGCCAUUCUUGUAUCCAUAUUGGGUUUCGAUUUCCGAUACUACACAUAAGAAAUUGCCAAUACCACCGGCUGCGACUUCCAAUCCAUGAGCUGUGUCUGUUUGCUGCUGUGAGCAAAAAGGUGUGUUUUUACUCUGAGCGCCACAUCCUCGGGAAACAGCACAACGUCAUGGCGAUCACAGUUUACAACAUCUCGUCCACCUCCGCCCGAGUGAGCUGGCCUCCAUCCCCCGCCUGCCUGGACACCUUCUACAGCGUCAUGUACGACCCCAACUGGAACAGCCUCCUGAUGGGCUUCAAGCGCAAGAGCUUCAUGCACGAGGAGCGCAUCCCCGUCAGCCAGACCACCGCCCACUUGGCCAACCUCCUGCCACAGACCACCUACUUCCUGUGUGUCACGUGUCAGGCCGCCAAUCCGGUCCGGGACCAGUGUCAGGUUUUUGUCACUCUAAGCGACAGCAGUGAGGCGCAAGACCGAGCCGGCUGGGAGAUGGCAAAAGGGGUGUGGCUGACCUGCUGCGUUUUGCUCCUGGUCAUUGCCGCUAUCCUGCUGUGGGGGUGUUUGCACACCACCUGCGCCGUCCCCGGCCAGGGCUCUGACAGCCGUCCGGCGGUGACCAACGUGGUCGGCGGAGAUCACCUUGCAUCCGGGCGCCUCUACACGCCUCGAGGCAGCUGCGAUAACGGCGCCAAAAGGGGUGCGGUCAUGCAUACGCCGCUCCUCUCGGCGCACGCCGCCAAACGAGAUCAUGAGCUGAGGACGCUGGCUAAGCUGUCUGGAAGCGAGCCAGCAUGAAACAAUUGGAUUGAGGUCAUGGUGGUAUUGCUGUUAUGCAUUAGCGGGAUCCUAUUUGUCCAGACGAAAUAAAACGCUUCCAUUUCA
Molecule: messenger RNA, 1187 nt
Organism: Doryrhamphus excisus (bluestripe pipefish)
Lineage: Eukaryota; Metazoa; Chordata; Actinopteri; Syngnathiformes; Syngnathidae
Gene: fndc9
Product: fibronectin type III domain containing 9
Molecular function (GO): protein binding
Source: RefSeq, a predicted model, not a curated record